Messenger RNA from Gymnogyps californianus (California condor), 1110 nucleotides. RefSeq names its product chondromodulin (gene CNMD). The record is from RefSeq and is a predicted model, not a curated record. The transcript has 7 exons. Bases 1 to 1038 code for a protein of 345 amino acids. NCBI's taxonomy places the organism in Eukaryota, Metazoa, Chordata, Aves, Accipitriformes, Cathartidae. Gene Ontology annotation, biological process: negative regulation of endothelial cell proliferation; negative regulation of angiogenesis.
AUGGCAGAGGGCUGCGAGAAGGUGCCCAUCGCCCGAGCGGGGCCCGACGAUGUGGAGCAGUGCCUGCCCCCCGCGUACGCGGCGGCGGCGGCGCCCCCCGGGCCGGGGCGGCUGCUGAAGGCGGGGGCCGCGGUGCUGAUCGCCGGAGCCCUCCUGCUGCUGGCCGGGGCCAUCGGAGCCUUCUACUUCUGGAAAGCCACCGAGCGGCAGGUGUACAAUGUUCACUAUACUAUGAGCAUUAAUGGAAAAGUACAAGAUGGAUCAAUGGAAAUAGAUGCUGGAAACAACUUAGAGACAUUCAAAACAGGAAGCGGGAGUGAAGAGGCUGUUGAAGUUCAUGAUUUUCAGAUUGGCAUAACUGGAAUCCGUUUUGCUGAAGGAGAAAAGUGUUACAUCAAAGCUCAGCCAAAAGCUCACGUCCCCGAAGUUGAUGCUAUGACUAAAGCGAGCCUCUCAUCUGAGCUGGAAGAUGAAAUCAUGCCUGUGAGAUUUGACGAAAACUCCCUUAUCUGGGUGGCUGCAGACGAGCCUAUCAAGCAUAACAGUUUCCUAAGCCCCAAAAUUUUAGAGCUUUGUGGGGAUCUUCCAAUUUUCUGGCUGCGACCAACAUAUCCCAAAGAUAACCAAAGGAGAGAAAUGAAGAGAAACAAACGCCAGUCAGAAUCAAACUUUGAUACGGAAGACUUGGAAGCUGCUACUGAAGAAGUAAACACCAGGUCACCCACCACGCAGCUGACUCAAGAGCUUGAUCACCAGUCUAAUGAAACCAGACCAAUGGGACAAGAAACCGACCAAACACUUAAUCCAGACAACCCAUAUAAUCAACUGGAAGGUGAAGGGAUGGCUUUUGACCCCAUGCUGGAUCACCUAGGCGUGUGCUGCAUUGAAUGCAGACGAAGUUACACACAGUGCCAGAGAAUUUGCGAGCCUCUCAUGGGCUACUACCCAUGGCCUUACAACUACCAAGGCUGUCGUACUGCCUGCCGAAUCAUCAUGCCCUGCAGCUGGUGGGUUGCUCGUAUCAUGGGUGUUGUGUGAGAAAAAGCAAUCAGAGCCUUGACAAAAUAAGCAGGAAUGCAAUGACGACAAACUGGUGAAAGACUACAACCA